AUAUUCGUGGUCAAAUACGUAGGUGGUGGUACGAAGCCAAGGAACGGUAAUGAUCGGUACGAAAAUCAAAAUAAGGUAAAACAAAAAACGGCAUAGCCGUUAGCCCUGUGGCUGUGAAACCAUAUCCUCAACAAAUUUGGCGCGAGGACGCAUUCACACUAAGUAUCCUUGCGCUGCCGACUACUGCGUGGUAUAUCAUGGGAAACAUUCUUAUGGUGGCUGUGAUUAACUUCUAUGUUCAAUGUUUCUUUUCCUAUCGUUUAUACGCCCUAUCGAAAUUGUGGUGGAUCGCCGCACCCAUCAUGGUGCUAUAUGUCUUGGGACUAACUGCCGCCGCAGUUGCGACCUACUACAUAUCGACCUCCAGGCUUGGCAAACUACUUCGACGCUGGAUUUCCGUGCAUUAUGCAACCGCUUUCGCGGCUGAUGUCCUACUGUCAUCAUCAACGGCAUGGUUCCUCCUCAAAAACAGAAAAUACGUCAUGCCGCAAACUGCCAGUCUCCUCAACGCCCUAGUUCGCCUCACCUUCCAAACAGCAGUGCUCCCGGCGAUUUGCGCAAUGAUCAAUCUGAUUUUCGUCUACGUACAAAGCAAGAAUGUCGUCAGUGUUUUCAUCCAGGCGCUUCCGAAACUAUAUGCGAUUAGUAUGAUGUGGACGCUCAAUGCAAGACGGGCCAUUCGGGUCGCGUUCUCAAGCAGAGGGAGCGAUGGUACCAGCAAUGAGGAGGCUGUACCUAGAAACGUCGCGAGGACAAGAGGAGAUGAAAUCCCCUUGAGUAAUCUGCAUCCACAUGUCAAGCCGGCAGUCGUCUCCGUGGCUGUCGAGAAUAAGUACAAGGAGAUGCAUGAAGGAGGUAGUAGUAAAUUCCGUGUUACCCCGCCAAUGUUAUAA
This is a messenger RNA of Desarmillaria tabescens, 893 nucleotides long. RefSeq lists its product as uncharacterized. The coding region runs from base 198 to 893 and encodes 231 amino acids. Lineage: Eukaryota; Fungi; Basidiomycota; Agaricomycetes; Agaricales; Physalacriaceae. The record is from RefSeq and is a predicted model, not a curated record. The transcript is spliced from 12 exons.